Molecule: messenger RNA, 384 nt
Organism: Anisakis simplex (herring worm)
Lineage: Eukaryota; Metazoa; Nematoda; Chromadorea; Rhabditida; Anisakidae
Source: the annotation of a GenBank genome assembly
GCACGGUCGAGAGCUUUCCGGCAGAAGGCACGGUCGAGAGCUUUCCAGCAGAAGGCACGGUUGAGAGCUUUCCGGCAGAAGGCACGGUCGAGAGCUUUCCGGCAGAAGGCACGGCAAAUUCGAGACACCACUAGUACUACACAAUGCAACAGAAUCGUCAGCACGAGACUCGAAAUCACUCCAAAAAUUUUGUGGACCCGGAUACCGGAGCUUCUACGAAUACAGUGGAGUGCGCGGCAAAAGGCAAAAGGCAAGAAUUCAAGGCAAGGCCCAACUUCUGAUCUGUCACGUUUUGGUACGAAUCGUCAGCGACUGUCGUGUGGAGGAGACCUGGGUGUGUGCAGCGGCGAUUCGUAUGGAAAACUAGGAAUUUGGACGAGAUAA